Molecule: messenger RNA, 417 nt
Organism: Penicillium soppii
Lineage: Eukaryota; Fungi; Ascomycota; Eurotiomycetes; Eurotiales; Aspergillaceae
Product: DASH complex subunit DAD2
Exons: 3
Coding region: 1-417 (138 amino acids)
Biological process (GO): mitotic cell cycle; attachment of spindle microtubules to kinetochore
Cellular component (GO): DASH complex; mitotic spindle midzone; mitotic spindle pole body
Source: RefSeq, a predicted model, not a curated record
AUGGCAUACUCAUCAAGACCGACCUCGAUGCUUCCAGGUGCCCCUGGCGGAUCGUCCAUGCGUCAGCCCAGCGGUUCACAAUCUCAACAAUCUUCGGCCCUGUCGGCCCGCAUUGCAGCCAAAAAGGCUGAGCUAGAGAACUUACGUCAACUGCGCGACUUGAGUGGAACAUUGGCAACACAAAUGCAAGCUCUGGAGAAUAAAGUCUCCACGCUGAAGGAGGGAACUGAAGCUGUGGCAUACGUUCUUUCCAAUUGGGAUAAUGUCCUCCGAGCCAUUACGCUCGCUUCAAAAAAAGCAAGCGGCCUCCACGCACCUCUGGCCGAGUCAGAAAGCAAGAAUGUGGGUAAUGAACCUUCUCUGCCGGCAACACUGGUUCGCAUUCCAGCUGAGCCACGUGAAAAAACGGGCGAGUGA